AAAGGAACUGGGACACAGCGGGGUAGAUUAAUACACCGGCACAGGCUGAACGGRAUUAGAAUAGAACACAGCAGCUCUUAACGACUGCUUAGCUCGCCAAUAUAUUUGAUUACAGACUACUUGUCUGGUAGAGAGAACGACAACCGAUCCAAAACAUUUUGAAUUGUAUCCUACUGUUUUUAUUUAAUUCGUGCUGAUCUGAAAGCACGUAACGGUGGUAUUUUGGGGGGACCGAUAUUAUUGGGAAACCUAGGUUUCUUUCGUGUUUUAUUUCACUACCCUCUAGGAAUGCUUACUCAGAACAGGAUACAAAAGAUCUGGAUUCCUUCAAAGGAUGACAAACCGGCAGUCCCCCGGCGAUUGACGGGGGCCCCACACCUGGCCAACCCCCCAACAGUGAUUGUGAUGGUGGGUCUGCCAGCCAGGGGGAAGACCUACAUGUCCAAGAAACUCACCCGAUACCUCAAUUGGAUCGGCAUGCCCACCAAAGUCUUUAACGUGGGAGAGUAUCGCAGAGAAGCAGUCAAGAACUACAGCUCGUAUGACUUCUUCAAGGCUGACAACGAGAGUGCUGUGAAAAUCAGACAACAAUGUGCCUUAGCAGCUCUGAGAGACGUUGAGUCUUACCUGACAGAGGAGGGAGGCCAGGUUGCAGUCUUCGAUGCCACCAACACUACUCGUGAGAGACGAGACAUGAUCCUGGACUUUGGCAGUGAGAACGGCUUCAAGAUCUUCUUCAUUGAGUCGGUGUGUGAUGAUCCCAGCGUCAUCGCCACAAAUAUCAUGGAAGUGAAGGUGUCCUGCCCAGACUACCAGGACUGCAACAAGACAGACGCCAUGGAGGACUUCCAUAAGAGGAUAGAGUGUUACAGGGUUCACUACGAACCCCUGGACCCAGACCAGUACGACAGGAGCCUGUCCUUCAUCAAGGUGGUAGAUGUAGGKAGACGGUUCCUGGUGAACCGGAUCCAGGACCACGUCCAGAGUAAGAUCGUCUACUACCUGAUGAACAUCCACGUCCAGCCCAGAGCCAUCUACCUGUGUCGCCAUGGAGAGAGCACGCACAACCUACAGGGACGCCUGGGGGGAGACUCAGGGCUGUCGCCAAGGGGGAGAAAGUUUUCUGGGGCGUUGUCGACGUUCGUUAAAGAGCAGAACUUGACGGAUCUGAAGGUGUGGACCAAUCAGAUGUGUUGCAGCAUCCAGACUGCUGAGAGCCUGGGAGUGCCCUACGAACAGUGGAAGGCCCUCAACGAGAUAGACGCUGGGGUGUGUGAGGAGAUGACGUACGAUGAGGUGAAGGAGAAGUACCCUGAGGAGUUUGCUCUGAGAGACCAGGACAAAUAUUACUACCGCUACCCCACAGGAGAGUCCUAUCAGGACCUGGUCCAGCGGGUGGAGCCAGUGAUCAUGGAGCUGGAGAGACAGGAGAACGUUCUGGACUGUCACCAGGCUGUGAUGCGCUGUCUGCUGGCUUACUUCCUGGAUAAGAGUGCAGAAGAGAUGCCCUACCUGAAGUGUCCCCUCCACACGGUGCUGAAGCUCACCCCCAUUGCCUACGGCUGCAAGGUAGAGUCCAUCUCGCUCAACGUGGAAGCGGUGAACACCCACAGAGAGAGACCAGAGGAGAUGAAGAAGUAUCCUGGGACUCUGAUCAGGAGGAACAGUGUGACCCCCCUGACCAGCCCCGAGCCCAACAUCAAGAAACCCCGCAUCGACGGCCUGGACGAACCCCUCCAGGAGCUGCUGUCCCUCUGCACUCCUUCCCACCUCACCUUGGCGGACAGGUGA
This is a messenger RNA of Salvelinus sp. IW2-2015, 1791 nucleotides long. RefSeq names its product 6-phosphofructo-2-kinase/fructose-2,6-bisphosphatase 3. Gene Ontology annotation, biological process: fructose 2,6-bisphosphate metabolic process; fructose metabolic process. The record is from RefSeq and is a predicted model, not a curated record. Gene Ontology annotation, molecular function: ATP binding; fructose-2,6-bisphosphate 2-phosphatase activity; 6-phosphofructo-2-kinase activity. Gene Ontology annotation, cellular component: cytosol. NCBI's taxonomy places the organism in Eukaryota, Metazoa, Chordata, Actinopteri, Salmoniformes, Salmonidae.